Molecule: messenger RNA, 1942 nt
Organism: Dendronephthya gigantea
Lineage: Eukaryota; Metazoa; Cnidaria; Anthozoa; Malacalcyonacea; Nephtheidae
Product: hepatocyte nuclear factor 4-gamma-like
Exons: 6
Coding region: 207-1658 (483 amino acids)
Biological process (GO): regulation of transcription by RNA polymerase II; cell differentiation; anatomical structure development
Molecular function (GO): zinc ion binding; nuclear receptor activity; RNA polymerase II cis-regulatory region sequence-specific DNA binding
Source: RefSeq, a predicted model, not a curated record
GUGGACCUCGGAACAACCCGUAUCUCCCCGACCAAGCCCCGACGACUAUUUCCGGUCAUAUGACUGGUUCCCGAGAGCUUGUGCAGAAGCCAUAUACCCUUCGCGUUGUAAAUAUCAUUUCGAGGUUUAGAAAAGUCCAAAGUACAGCUCUUUCGUAGUAAAUCUAUUUCCGUUCAAUACACCGCCGUAUUUCAAAUGAUUUUUCAAUGAACGACGAAGCAAAUGAAGCAAAGUUCGACCCUCCUGACGAGAACAUAGGAGGUACUUCGGCGGACAUACAGUUACAAGUAGGGAGAGAUGAACAGAUCACGGGGAAUUGCCUCAUCUGCGGAGAUAGGUCGACAGGAAAACAUUAUGGAGCGGAAAGUUGUGAUGGCUGCAAGGGAUUUUUUCGUCGUAGUGUCAGGAAGAAUCACCAGUAUUCGUGUAGAUUUCAACGAACAUGUGAGAUAGACAAAGACAAACGAAACCAGUGUCGUUACUGCCGUUUAAAGAAAUGUUUUCGUGCCGGUAUGAAAAAAGAAGCUGUUCAAAAUGAAAGGGAUCGUAUCAUUAGAAGACCAUCGGAAGACCCAAGUGAUAAUAAUGGUAUCACAGCAAGCAUGCUUCUGCAGGCGGAACUGCUUUCUCGACCAGCUCAACCAAAUACAGACAAAGCUGUUUACAUUAAUCCAGACAAAGAGGCUAAUCACAAUGAGAUUUGUGAAUCCAUGAGACAACAACUUCUUGUCCUCGUAGAGUGGGCAAAAUACAUCCCAAACUUCUGUCAGUUGAGCCUUGAUGAUCAAGUGGCUUUGCUUCGAGCGCAUGCUAGUGAACAUCUUUUGUUGGGUUGUGCCAGACGCUCGUCAACUCUUAAAGAUGUCCUGUUGUUGGGUACAAAUUGGGUGAUAUAUCGUACUACGGGAGAACCAGAAAUCCAAAGAAUUGUUAGCAGAAUUUUGGAUGAAAUCAUUGAGCAGAUGAAUCAAAUCAAUAUAGAUGACACAGAGUAUGCCUGUCUAAAAGCUAUCAUAUUUUUUAACCCAGAUGCCAGAGGUUUGAGUGAUGCAAAGACAAUCAAGAAAAUUCGCUUUGACGUACAGACAACGUUGGAAGAUUACAUAAACGACAGACAAUAUGAGAAACGAGGUCGCUUUGGUGAGAUGCUUCUGCUUCUGCCAUCACUUCAGUCAAUUGCAGCACAGAUGGUUGAACAGUUGCAAUUUGUUAGGUUGUUUGGAACAACAAGAAUUGAUAAUUUAUUACAGGAGAUGUUAUUGGGAGGGUCAACAUUGCCUGAGCAGCUUGCUUCACUGCAAGCUAUGAGCCCAGGCCAAACCUCCCCCUCACUGAGUGUAACCACACCUCCUUUGGGUGCAACCCCUCCUACACUGAGCGCUGCCCCGACUAUCAAUGGUCUAGCCCAGUCCACACACGGUAUUGAACAGCUUGCGCAGGCCAGUAUGCAGUCAGCAAGACUUGUGACGCAAACCUCCAUGUACAAUGCAAUGAACUUUAACCUCGACACAAACGUGAACCUGAACGGCACCACUCCAGCUGCAUAUCCUGCAGUGGAUAUCAGCAGUUCAGAAGUAGUGGCAAACCCUGGUGAGGUUCUACAACUCAUUCAAAAUCCACAUGUGAAGCAGGAAAAAAAGAAUAAUAAAGGAAUGUAAUGAGAUAUGUCAAACAGAUGCGGUCGACAACCAUCUCAACAACCUUCGGAUGGUUAUUUCAUCAUUGACUUCAUCAUAGGAGUCGCAAAAUUAAAGCCCAAAAUUAUUUUCAUAAAAUGCAAUUGUAAAUUAGAAUAUGCACAUUCAUAAGUUAUUGGCGGUGGGCGAGAUUUUGGAAGUAAAAUGCAAUAGUUUACCCUGAGAAGUAUUGAGACUUAGGAUAUACGCAAAACUAUAAGCUACUAAGUAAAGUAUAGUGAACCAUACCAACACAACGCCGUACU